GGUUAGCGCCAGGUAGAGCGCGAGGGUUGCAGCGUGUGUGUGUACGUGUGUGUGAGUGUGUGUGUUGUGUCAGUCUCGGUCGAACAGGUAGCAGUACAGCAGCUGGCCAGCUGUGCCUAUGCAUGCGCGUGAGUGUGUAUAGUAACGAGUGUGUACGGCGGAGCGAGCGAGCAGGUGGACAGAUGAGCGGAGGGGUAGCAGGAUCCCCUCGUCCCUCUCUCCCGCCGCCCGUCCAUCCGGAGUGAGGAACCACAGAACGGACGCCCGUCUCUUCUCCUCUGUCCUGAUGGCCGUACUGGGAGGUGUUCUGUCGUUCCAUCUCAUCCCUCUGUCCCUCGUCUAUUUCUCCGUCUGUCCCUUCUACAGUCUCUUCUGUCUGUGAGUCACAGUCGGGGAGCUUCUCUCUUUUUAUCCUUCAUCCAUCCGUCCAUCCAUGAGUCCAUCUGUCCAGCCUCCUCAUGACCUGACACACUCUCAUCGUCUCUCUUCCCAUCCUUCCACUCUGUCUCUCUCAGUCCACCCGUUAAGCAUCUCUCAGAGCAUUUCGGAGGAGACACGGACCAACUGAUUUUCUCUUCUUUCAUCUCUCCCCUCCCCCACUCUGGAUUUUACUGACAGACCUUCCCUGGUUGACGGUUCCUCCUCCCUCUGGAAACCAACUGUGAAGGAACCACAGAGCCGCCCAACUUCACCUUCUAUUUAUAUCCAGGAGACGUGUGGGUGUGUGUGUAGGCGUGUGUGUGAGGAUAUGAGACGUGGAGUGUAUGGUCAGGCUCCACCACCAUGCUGCUUCUGAGAUGCAGGGAUGAGAGCAGGGCUGGACGUACACAAGGUUCCUCCUUCCUUCUCCACCAUGUUGGGUUAUGGUCGCUGCUGCUUGUGUCCGCCCCCUCAUGGAAAGUGGGCGCGCCCUGCGUCGUUAACCUCGGCCCUACCUCGUCCGCCCCGCCGCUCCCCCUACCAUCUGCUCCUGCUGCUGCUCCUCCUGCUGGUCUCGUAUCCAGGCUGCCAGUCGCGUCGGGACAGAGGUCCGGGGACCGGCGUGAGCAACUACAUCCCCGGGGCGUGGCCUGACCCGGGCCUCGAGCACAGACCCUGGUCCAAACAGUGGGUGGGGUCCAAGCUGCUGCAGGGCCUCACUAUAGCCGUGGUGCUGGUGGGGAACUCCAGCGAGGUCACCCUGUCCGGGACCAGGGAGGGCAAGGACGACUGGAAGGGUCAGGGGAACGAGGGCGCGGGGAUCGAGGCGCUGGGCAACGUGGAGGUGGUGAGGAUGAACGAGACCGACCCCAGCAGCAUCAUCCAGAGCGUGUGCGACCUCAUGACCCAGCACUGGCUGCAGGGGGUCGUGUUCGGAGACGACACCGAUCAGGAGGCCAUCGCCCAAAUCCUCGACUUCAUCUCCGCCCAAACCCGGACGCCCAUCCUCGGAGUCAAAGGGGGGUCGUCCAUGAUCAUGGCUGCUAAGGAUGAUCACUCGCUGUUUUUCCAGUUCGGUCCCUCUAUUGAGCAGCAGGCCUCGGUAAUGCUGAACAUCAUGGAGGAAUACGACUGGUACAUCUUCUCCAUCGUCACCACAUACUACCCCGGAUACCAGGACUUUGUCACCAAGAUCCGCAGCACCAUCGAGAACAGCUUCGUGGGCUGGGAGCUGGAGGAGGUUCUGCUGCUGGACAUGUCCGUGGACGACGGAGACUCGAAGAUCCAGAACCAGCUGAAGAAGCUGCAGAGCCCCGUCAUCCUGCUCUACUCCACCAAGGAGGAGGCCAACGUCAUCUUCGAGGUGGCGCACUCCGUCGGCCUCACCGGAUACGGCUACACCUGGAUCGUGCCAUCUCUGGUGGCGGGGGACGCCGACCACAUCCCUCCGGAGUUCCCCACAGGUAUGAUCAGCGUGUCGUACGACGAGUGGGACUACGGGCUGGAGGCGCGCGUACGCGACGCGGUGGCCGUUAUCGCCACGGCGACGUCGGCCAUGAUGAUGGAUCGAGGCCCCCACACGCUGCUGAAGUCCGAGUGUCACGGAGCGCCGGAGAAAAAAAGUCCAGGGAACACUAACGAAGUGCUCAGGUAUCUCAUGAACGUGACGUUUGAAGGACGUAACCUCUCGUUUAGUGAGGACGGCUAUCAGAUGCACCCCAAACUGGUCAUCAUCCUACUGGACAAAAACAGACAGUGGGACAGGGUGGGGAAGUGGGAGAACGGCUCUCUGGCGAUGAAGUACCACGUGUGGCCGCGGUUCGACCUAUACUCCAUGGAAAGUCGCCAUGACGACCACUUGUCAAUCGUCACACUGGAGGAGGCGCCGUUCGUCAUCGUGGAGGACGUCGACCCGCUGAGCGGUACCUGCAUGAGGAACACUGUGCCCUGCCGGAAGCAGCUGAAAAUACGUAAUCAGACGGGUGAUUCCGGUCUCUAUAUAAAACGCUGCUGUAAAGGCUUCUGCAUCGACAUCCUGAAGAAGAUCGCCAAGUCUGUGAAGUUCACCUACGACCUCUACCUGGUCACCAACGGCAAACAUGGCAAGAAGAUCAAUGGUACCUGGAACGGCAUGGUGGGAGAGGUGGUCACCAAAAAUGCUCACAUGGCCGUGGGAUCUCUCACUAUAAAUGAAGAAAGGUCAGAGGUCAUCGACUUCUCUGUGCCCUUCAUCGAGACCGGAAUCAGCGUCAUGGUCUCACGUAGCAAUGGCACUGUGUCGCCAUCAGCAUUUUUGGAGCCCUUCAGUGCAGACGUAUGGGUGAUGAUGUUCGUCAUGCUGCUGCUGGUCUGCGCCAUCGCUGUGUUCGUGUUUGAGUAUUUCAGCCCCGUGGGCUACAACCGCUGCCUGGCCGACGGUCGAGAGCCCGGCGGGCCCUCGUUCACCAUCGGAAAGGCCAUUUGGUUGCUCUGGGGUUUGGUGUUUAAUAAUUCAGUUCCUGUACAAAACCCCAAAGGAACCACCAGUAAGAUCAUGGUGUCUGUGUGGGCUUUCUUCGCUGUCAUCUUCCUCGCCAGCUACACUGCCAACCUCGCAGCCUUCAUGAUCCAGGAGGAGUACGUCGACCAGGUCUCAGGCCUCAGCGACAAGAAGUUCCAGAGGCCGAACGACUUCUCCCCUCCCUUUCGGUUCGGGACGGUGCCCAACGGCAGCACGGAGCGGAACAUCCGUAACAACUACAAGGAGAUGCACUCGUACAUGGUGAAGUUUCACCAGCGCAACGUGGACGAAGCUCUGCAGAGCCUGAAGGCCGGGAAGCUGGACGCCUUCAUCUACGACGCGGCCGUGCUGAACUACAUGGCGGGUCGAGACGAGGGCUGUAAGCUGGUGACCAUCGGUUCGGGGAAGGUCUUCGCCUCCACCGGCUACGGCAUCGCCAUCCAGAAGGACUCGGGCUGGAAGAGACACGUGGACCUGGCCAUCCUGCAGCUCUUCGGAGACGGCGAGAUGGAGGAGCUGGAGUCGCUCUGGCUGACGGGGAUCUGCCACCACGAGAAGAACGAGGUGAUGAGCAGCCAGCUGGACGUGGACAACAUGGCCGGCGUCUUCUACAUGCUGGGAGCCGCCAUGGCGCUCUCGCUCAUCACCUUCAUCGCCGAGAACGUCUUCUACACACACCUGCGCUUCUGCUUCAUGGGCGUGUGCUCGGGGAAACCUGGUUUCACCUACACCAUCAGCAGGGAAGUGUACAGCUGCAUCCACGGCGUGGAGAUCGAGGACAAGAGUUCGGCGCUGAACUCACCGUCCACCACCAUGAACAACACACACUCCAACAUCAUGCGUCUGCUGCGCACAGCCAAAAACAUGGCCACCAUGUCCGGGGCGAACGGCUCGCCCCACAGCGCGCUGGACUUCCUGCGCUGCGACUCGUCCGUCUACGACAUCAGCGAGCAGCGGCGUCACUCCGAGUGCAGGUACCUCCCCGAGAGCGCCGACAACGUCGGCUUCGGCGAUUACAUCGACCAGGUGGAGCGCACCUUCGGAAACCUGCACCGCCGCUCGGGCUCCAUCCCCGGCCACGCCCCCAGCCUGGGCUCCAGCAGCUCGCUGGACGGCACCAUGUUCGACUGCCCCGCCCUGACGCACCGGAACAUGAGCAGCUUCGACCUGCUGCAGGGACACGCCCCGCUCCCGCUGCCUGAGCCCUACCAGAGGUUCUCCUUCAAGAGCGGGAUCUCGGGCUACGUCCCCGGCUACGAGCGCUACGGCGACGGGGACGACAUGUCCGACAUCUCCACGCACACCGUCACCUACGGCAACCUGGAGAGCGACAGCAGGAAGAGGAAGCAGCACGGCGACAGUCUGAAGAAGCGCCCGGCUUCCGCCAAGUCGCGCAGAGAGAUGGACCACGCCCAGUAUGGUUACCGGCGUCGGCAGCAUCACGGCCACCACCGGUACCACAGGCAGCGCUCAGCCUCCCCGCCCCUGUCGGAACACAAAUCCAGAGGGGCGAGUGGAUCCAAGCCCUUCCUGUACCAGGACAGAGAAAGUCUUCGAGACUUCUACCUGGACCAGUUCCGCCCCAAAGAGGGCGUGCCCCAGUGGGAGCACGUGGACCUGACGGACUCUCCGAGCACGGGAGUGAUCGGGGGAGGCGCUAACUGCACCAGUCUGGUCCCCGUGGACGACUUCCUGAAGAGCAAGCCGGCGAAGGCGGAGCCUAAAGUAGGAGGAGUGGAGCGGGAGUGUCGGACCUGUCAUGCCAGCGCAGCGGGAAAUUCGCGAAUGGGCGGCCCUUACGGCGGCGCCAGCUGUGGGGCGUCGGGACUCGGGGGCGGCGCCAGUCGGCCCACGUCGGCCACCUGCAUGCGCUGCGAGGCCUGCAAGCGAUCGGGCGACCUGUACAACAUCAGCGAGGACAGCAGUCAGCUAGUACAGAUAAGUGGGCGGGGCCAGACACCGUCCCAGCGGCGCCGCGCCUUCAGCGCAAGACCCCUGCGCAGGCAGCACUCCUACGACGCCUUCAUGGACCUGCACCGGGAUGAGGAGGAGUCGAACACGCCGGCGGGACGAGAAGCGGUGGACGCCGCGGCGGGGGCAUACCUCCCCCCUCGCAGCGUCAGCCUGAAGGAGAAGGAGCGCGGCUACGAGGGCUCGUACCCUCACCUGUUCGCGUCGCCCAUCUACAGCCCCACCCAUCGCGCAAUAAGCCCCGCCCCUCACUCUCUCAGCGGAUUCCGAGUGGAGAGGGACCCCUACUUCCUGUCCAGGUCUCUGUAUCCGGACAACCCCAGUCACAACCCGUUCGCCCCCACCUUUGGGGACGACCAGUGCCUGCUGCACAGCGCCAAAACCUACUACGGCAAAAAGCAGCAGUCGCAGGGCUCCGACGCCAGGGCCGCGUCCGGGAUGCCCUCGUUCCUCCCGUCGUCUCGCUUCGCCGGGCAGCACUCGGCGCUCGGCCCGCCCCGACCCUUCAACGGCGCCAACGGCCACGUUUACGAGAAACUCUCCAGCAUCGAGUCGGACGUGUGAGCGUGGAGCGCGAAGGCGGGCGGAUUCCGUGGCUUUUAGCGCUAACGAGGAGAGAGGAACAGCCAUCUGGAGACGUGUGAAGAGCAGACGAACAGACGUGACGCUGUUCCUCCUCCUCUCCUCUCGCUCCUCUCGCUCCUGUUGCCCUGUUCACUACGAUGAAAGAACGAACAGCGA
Trichomycterus rosablanca is the source of this 5632-nucleotide messenger RNA. Its product is annotated as glutamate receptor ionotropic, NMDA 2B-like. The record is from RefSeq and is a predicted model, not a curated record. Gene Ontology annotation, cellular component: NMDA selective glutamate receptor complex; plasma membrane. The transcript has 17 exons. NCBI's taxonomy places the organism in Eukaryota, Metazoa, Chordata, Actinopteri, Siluriformes, Trichomycteridae. Gene Ontology annotation, molecular function: NMDA glutamate receptor activity. Gene Ontology annotation, biological process: monoatomic ion transport; excitatory postsynaptic potential; long-term synaptic potentiation. Bases 806 to 5455 code for a protein of 1549 amino acids.